Messenger RNA from Symphalangus syndactylus (siamang), 3328 nucleotides. RefSeq names its product maestro heat like repeat family member 6 (gene MROH6). Gene Ontology annotation, cellular component: cytoplasm. The record is from RefSeq and is a predicted model, not a curated record. NCBI's taxonomy places the organism in Eukaryota, Metazoa, Chordata, Mammalia, Primates, Hylobatidae.
AUGGCUGGGGGUGUGUGGGGCCGGGCCCGGGAGGCUCCCGUGGGGGCUCUAACCCUGACAGCACUGACUGAAGGAAUCCGGGCCAGGCAUGGGCAGCCCCAGGGACCCCCUUCCACAGGCCCUCAGCCCAAGUCCUGGGAGGUCAAACCUGAGGCUGAGCCACAGACCCAGGCACUCACCGCCCCCUCUGAGGCUGAGCCUGGACGUGGGGCCACCAUCCCUGAAGCUGGCAGCGAGCCUUGCUCCCCCAACAGUGCCCUGGAACCAGCCCCUGAGGGGCCCCACCAGGUUCCCCAGAGUUCCUGGGAGGAGGGAGUUCUUGCCGACCUCGAGUUGUACACGGCUGCCUGCCUGGAGGAGGCUGGCUUUGCAGGGACCCAGGCGACAGCGCUCACCCUGUCCUCAGCCCUGGAGGCCCGGGGGCAGCGGUUGGAGGACCAGGUGCAUGCUCUGGUGCGCGGGCUGCUGGCGCAGGUGCCCAGCCUAGCAGAGGGGAGGCCCUGGAGGGCGGCCCUGCGAGUGCUGAGCGCACUGGCCCUGGAGCACGCGCGGGACGUGGUGUGUGCGCUGCUACCCCGCUCUCUGCCCCCCGAUCGGGCAGCAGCCGAGCUCUGGCGCAGCCUAAGCCGUAACCAGCGUGUAAAUGGGCAGGUGCUGGUGCAACUGCUGUGGGCACUGAAGGGCGCUUCGGGGCCUGAGCCCCAGGCGCUGGCGGCCACACGUGCUCUUGGGGAGAUGCUGGCUGUUUCGGGCUGCGUGGGAGCCACAAGGGGUUUCUACCCACAUCUGCUGCUUGCGCUGGUCACACAGCUGCACAAGCUGGCCCGCAGCCCGUGCUCCCCCGACAUGCCCAAGAUUUGGGUUCUGUCCCACCGAGGGCCACCACACAGCCAUGCCAGCUGCGCCGUGGAGGCCUUGAAGGCCCUGCUCACCGGGGAUGGAGGCCGCAUGGUGGUCACAUGCAUGGAGCAGGCAGGAGGCUGGAGGAGGUUGGUGGGAGCCCACACCCACCUGGAGGGCGUCCUGCUGCUGGCCAGUGCUAUGGUGGCACAUGCCGACCACCACCUGCGAGGCCUCUUCGCAGACUUGCUUCCUCGGCUUCGCAGCGCGGACGACCCGCAGCGUCUCACGGCUAUGGCCUUCUUCACAGGGCUGUUGCAGAGCCGGCCCACCGCACGGCUCCUGCGGGAGGAGGUCAUCCUGGAGCGACUCCUCACCUGGCAGGGAGACCCCGAACCCACUGUGCGCUGGUUGGGCCUGCUGGGCCUGGGCCACCUCGCGCUGAAUCGCAGGAAGCAGGUGCGGCACGUGAGCACGCUGCUGCCGGCGCUCCUGGGCGCACUGGGCGAAGGCGACGCGCGGCUCGUAGGUGCAGCGCUGGGCGCCCUGAGGAGGCUCCUGCUGCGGCCCCGGGCGCCUGUGCGGCUCUUGAGCGCGGAGCUGGGACCGCGCCUCCCUCCGCUGCUGGACGACACACGGGACUCAAUCCGCGCCUCGGCCGUCGGGCUCCUCGGGACUCUGGUGCGCCGGGGCCGGGGCGGGCUCCGGCUGGGGCUCCGCGGCCCCCUGCGGAAGCUGGUGCUGCAGAGUCUCGUGCCGCUGCUGUUGCGUCUGCAUGACCCCAGCAGGGACGCUGCUGAGAGCUCAGAGUGGACCCUGGCCCGUUGCGACCAGGCCUUUUGCUGGGGCCUGCUGGAGGAGAUGGUCACCGUGGCCCACUAUGACAGCCCUGAAGCCCUGAGCCACCUCUGCUGCCGCCUGGUCAGUAGGGGAAGCAAGGUUCAGCGAUACCCGGGCCACGUGCCCAACUUCCUGAGCCAGACCCAGGGCUACCUGCGGAGUCCACAGGACCCCCUGCGCCGGGCAGCCGCCGUGCUUAUAGGUGAGGCCGCCCGGGGUCACACUGCCCCUGGCACCGGGGCUUUGGGAGCUGGGCCAGCCUCCCCCUGUGGGGCUGUGGGGCCCGCACUCAUGCAUCUGCUGUGGUCCAGGCUUCCUUGUCCACCACGCCAGCCCCGGCUGUGUCAACCAGGACCUGCUGGACUCCCUGUUCCAGGACCUAGGGCGGCUGCAGAGCGACCCCGAGCCGGCCGUGGCCGCGGCAGCGCACGUGUCCGCCCAGCAGGUGGCGAUGCUGGCCCGCGCCCGGGGCCGCCCCCGUGGGCCCCGCCUCCUCCGCCUCGCCCCGCGCCCCGCCCGGCCCCCACCAGUCUUCGCCGACAGCCCCUUCCAGCGCCGGAGCCUCGCGGGCCGCUGGGGCUGCUCCGGACCCCGCCGAGCCUGAGGCUCGGGGUUGGGGCCCGCGGGCCAGGGUCCGACUCAGGCACCCCACACGCACAGCAGCCGUCCCCGCCCUGACGGAGGGGCUCCCUGGGCCUGGUGCUGGACGCCAGUGCCCACCCCCACCCCCCACCCCCGCGACCCCUCUUCAGGCACCCACCGCCCUGAUGGCGACAGAGAGGGACAGCCAGCACCCAUCUGUCCCCGUCAGGGCUCUUGUUCUCACAGCCCCCUGGAGCAUGCCCCGUGUCCCAACCUUGGGCCUGGCUCCUGGCCCAGAUGGCACCUGGCCUUUUGAGUCUGGUGGGGGACCCCAAAGUUGGUGGUCCCAUAGGCUGCCCUCUUGGGUCUCCACCUCAUGCCUGGACAGACGCUGUGGCCUGUCCGGGCCUUGGCCAGCCCUGCAGCUGCACCCCCGAUCCUCAUCCCUCACCCCAUUCCUUGCCAGCAUCCUGAGGCUCCUGGCGGGCAUCCUCUCUGCUGAAGAGUAUUGACCUGUCUCCCGGCCACACCUGCUGUGCCCUCUCAGCCAGGCCAUCAUCACCCCCUGUUCAUUAUGUCAGGCCUCAUGGGAGCCUGGCCCUCUCCAGAAGCUGGCCCCGGUGUCCCCCCAAGCUGGACCACGUAGGCCCCGGAUCACACCUGGGGGUCCAGAUGUAGGGGUCCCGUGUGCACGCCCAAUCAGACCAAGCACUUGUGACACUACCCCAGCACCUCUCCCAGGGCUGAAUGAGGAACGCGCCACUGGACACACGAGGAAGAGGCUGCUCUGGCAGCUGCCAGUGCUGUGACCUCACCUCUCUGGCUUUGGGCAGCAGAUCCCCGCACCUAGGAUGCCUGCCUGGAAAUGUCCUUGCAUUCAAGGCUUCCUUCGCAGCCUCCUCCUCAGAGAAGCCUCCGCAAGUGCACAGGGAGUGUGCACAGCCUUGUGAAGGGCUGGGACCAUUGCCCAGACUGGGGCCCCUCGGGCACAGGCAUGGGGUCCUACUGACCUGUCUCCCCAGCUCCCACACGGAAAGCAUCUAAAAUAAACACACAUGGAUGGAAA